Messenger RNA from Tigriopus californicus, 3171 nucleotides. It is a transcript of the gene GlyS, whose product is annotated as glycogen [starch] synthase-like. Gene Ontology annotation, cellular component: cytoplasm. The record is from RefSeq and is a predicted model, not a curated record. The coding region runs from base 814 to 2922 and encodes 702 amino acids. Gene Ontology annotation, biological process: glycogen biosynthetic process. Gene Ontology annotation, molecular function: alpha-1,4-glucan glucosyltransferase (UDP-glucose donor) activity. The transcript is spliced from 5 exons. NCBI's taxonomy places the organism in Eukaryota, Metazoa, Arthropoda, Copepoda, Harpacticoida, Harpacticidae.
UCUGAUGUUGGGUGCUCUUGAGCCUUGGUCCGUUGACCGUAGUACACAUAGCUGCUUCAACAACUACUACAACUUCAACCACUACUACUACUACUACUACUACCAUCACUUCGCCAUCAUUCAUGGUGGGCAAAGAUUGAGUUAGUUUUUCUUCGAAUGACGCAUGGAGCCUCUAAAUGGCGGCUUGUUGUUGACCUGAUUUGCUCUCCAAUUCCACGCUGGAUCGAACGUGUCGUCCUUUAAGGUUGAAUAUCAUUGGUCAUACGGAAUAGCAACGAUUGUGUGCGUGAACGUGUAUUUCGUCGUCCUUUUUGUCUUCCCAUUGGAAACGACCUUGUCCAAGUUCAAUUUCCUCUUGGGACGGACCCGUUCCGCAAUUUGUAAGUAACGAAGACCCGCCGGUGGCGUUCCCUUUCAUGUGGGUGCGUUUGCCUAUGGCUUUCCUUUUCCUGGCUUCCCUCUUGCCAUCCUUUCCUGGCUUGGAACAAGUUGAGCCUUGUGCCUGUCUGUACAUAGCUAACGACGGACGUCGACAGUACGUACCACCGAGUAUACACGUCGCCUGACUUUGCUGACUUCCCAAGCGCAUAGUACAUCAUCUUCCUCCAUGAUCAAUACAGUCUAGUGCAGCUUCAUGUGGGACGCUAGUACUCGAGUUCUUGGAUCCUGACCAAAACAGAGUCACACGGAAACUGUCUACCCGUUCUAUCACAAGUUCAUUCUCUCCAUUACUGUCGAGUCAACUCGUAGGUGUGAUUGUCGUUAAUCUAUUCUUUAGCGUGAGUCUCGGGUUCGAAUCCCUCUCCUACCGCCAUGGAACGUAAGAGGUCAUCUUCCAUGACACGGCAGUCGUCCAAGCGGUUCUAUCGCUCCGACAGUCAAGGUGAUUUAGCCAAGUUUUGGGACCAUGGCGAGCAUUUUGCCAUGCAAAACCGAUGGGUGUUUGAAUGUGCGUGGGAGGUGGCGAAUAAAGUGGGCGGGAUCUACACGGUCAUUCGAUCUAAAACCGGCGUGUCUGUUAAUGAGCUCGGAGAUCAGUAUGUGCUGUUGGGACCUUACUUCGAGUUUAAGGCCAAGCAAGAAGUGGAGGAGGAGGAUUUCCCUUACCAUCAUCCCUUGGGUCAAGCCGUGGAAAGGGCUCGACAAAAGGGCUACCGCAUCCAUUGCGGACGAUGGCUCGUGGAGGGUAAUCCACAAAUCAUUCUAUUCGAUGUGGGAUCCGCCGGAGCCAAGAUGAAUGAGUUCAAGCACGAGCUUUAUGAAAAAGCCGGCAUCGGUAUUCCUCAUGAAGACGUCGAGGCCAACGACGUUUGUAUUUUCGGCUUAAUGGUGGCCGAAUUCUUAGGGGAUUUCCGAUUCCUAGCCGAAAAUUACUCUGACAGCCCGCCUAGGAUCGUGGGGCACUUCCACGAAUGGAUGGCAGGGGUUGGCUUAAUCAUGUCCCGGAUUUGGAAGAUCGACAUUGCCACUGUGUUCACGACUCACGCCACGUUAUUGGGUCGAUUUUUGUGCGCCGGAGCACUUGAUUUCUACAACAAGCUGGAUCAAUUCAAUUGUGACGAGGAAGCGGGAAAACGAGGAUUUUAUCAUAGAUAUUGCAUUGAACGUGCCGCUGCUCAUUUGUGUCAUUGUUUCACUACCGUGUCUGAUAUUACCGGGAAAGAGGCGGAACAUCUCAUUAAAAGAAAGCCGGACAUGAUCACCCCCAAUGGGUUGAACGUGCAACGUGAUCUCCACGAGUUUCAAAACCUUCAUGCCGAGUCCAAGGAGAAAAUCAAUCAAUUCGUUCGAGGACACUUUUACGGCCAUUUUGAUUUCGACCUGGACAAAACGCUAUAUUUUUUCAUUGCUGGGCGUUACGAAUUCGGAAACAAAGGCGCUGACAUUUUUAUCGAGUCCUUGGCUCGUCUAAAUCAUCUGCUUAAAGAGGCCAAGUCCGACAAGACUGUGGUAGCUUUCCUCAUCUUCCCAACCAAGACGAAUAGCUUCAAUGUCGAAUCUCUAAGAGGACACGCUGUCACCAAGGGUCUCAAGGAUACCAUUGAUGAAAUCCAGAAAGUUGUGGGCAAUCGACUUUAUGAGACAUGUCUUAGAGGAAUGGUGCCCGAUGGGAAUGACCUUUUGUCCAAGAAUGAUAUCGUGAAGCUCAAGCGCUGUAUCUUUGCUCAAGCUCACACUAAUCUGCCACCCAUCACCACACACAAUAUCGUCGAUGAUGCCAUGGAUCCCGUCAUGAAUGCAUUCCGCCGCUGCCAGCUCUUCAAUAACAGAACGGAUCGGGUGAAAGUGGUAUUUCAUCCCGAGUUCCUCACCUCAACCAAUCCUUUGUUCAACCUAGAUUAUCAGGAAUUUGUUCGAGGUUGUCAUAUGGGAGUCUUCCCCAGCUACUACGAACCUUGGGGCUACACACCCGCUGAGUGCACGAUUAUGGGUAUUCCAUCGAUUACAACCAAUCUCUCAGGUUUUGGUUGCUUCAUGCAAGAGCAAAUUGUCGAUCCUCAAUCAUAUGGAAUUUACAUUGUGGACCGCAUGCACAUUGGGGUGGAGGAAUCCGUGUCCCAAUUGGCAAAAUGCAUGAUGGAUUUCGUGGGCUUGAAUAGGCGUCAACGCAUCAUCAUGAGGAAUCGAACUGAGCGACUCUCCGAUAUGCUAGAUUGGAAGUCCUUGGGUAUCUACUACCGACGUGCCCGCAUGCGUGCUCUGCAAAAUGUGUUCCCUGAUGUGAGUGAGAACGAAGAGGCUCCUCGACUUCCCUCUCGGUUGAACUAUCCUCGACCCAUCUCUGAGCCACCCUCCUUGGCUCCGUCCCGUGCCAAUUCUCCGAACUCAUCCGCUCCCGGAUCGGAUUCCGAGGCUUCCCAUGAUUCUGAAGAGGAAGAGGCCGAGCUUCAGACCGCUUUGUCACAGUUGCAAGCCUCCUAAGGAGAUUUUCCAAGUUAGGUUUUACCUGGGCAAGCGAAAAUUAAAAAGACUCUGCAAUUUCUAAUACUUCCAUGUGCAACACUGAAGAUGAAGGAUAGAGUCGAAACCUAAACUACAUUGGAAGUUGUAGGUCCGAUUUAGAAGAGAUAUAACAUUCGAAUCCCCAAAAUAUCAAUCACAGGAUGAAAUGCCACAAUACAUAUGGAAUUAUUCUUGCAUUUUAGUGCACAUAAAAUGAAUCAAAAGGCA